CCUCGGGCAGCGGUUCAAGAGUUCUGCAGAAACGACUGGACCGGACUCUUCUUUAAAUCUUCACUGAUUGAUACCCGGCACACCCCUCACCAUCAUCAUCAUCACCAUGCGGACCAUUCUCCCGGUGCUCGUUCUGCUGUGUCUCGCCGCCGUGCUCGUUGAUGCUACGGACAACGAGGUGGUCGCAUGCGCCAAGGACUGGUUUCAUCUUCACCCGACCAGCGGCAAGUGUCUCCUGUACGUACGGAGAUGGUACAGCUGGCAGUACGCAAGGUGGUUCUGCUACUGGAAACACUCGACGCUGUUCUACCCCGAAAAUGAGAAUGAACUGACUGCAGCCCACACCGAAUUGGAUGCCAACGAUGGUUCGAGCGCUUGGCUGGGAGUUUGCAAAGUAUCCAACGGCGACUUCAUCACCUCUGACAACCAGGACUACUCGAACAUCUGGACCGGUACGACCGGGCUGACGGACUCUUCCAACCCGGUGGGAUACCUCGAGAUCCGCUCCACCACUCCGGCUUUCCAGUACUCCUACAGUUCCUGGUAUUGGUACCCGAAGAAGCGGCGCUUCAUUUGCGGGGUCGACGCCUGCCGCAUCAACUGCGAUCGCCUGUGCGCGCUGAUCGAAGCUUUUGAAACACUGUGCAUUUAACAAGCUGUCCAGUGGGGGGUCUUUCACAAAAACCUUUGUUGAAGUUAUCUCUAAGUUGGACUUAACAUUUAUGGAAAGCCGUUAGCAUCUUUGAA
Messenger RNA from Strongylocentrotus purpuratus (purple sea urchin), 747 nucleotides. RefSeq lists its product as uncharacterized. NCBI's taxonomy places the organism in Eukaryota, Metazoa, Echinodermata, Echinoidea, Camarodonta, Strongylocentrotidae. The coding region runs from base 107 to 652 and encodes 181 amino acids. The transcript is spliced from 3 exons. The record is from RefSeq and is a predicted model, not a curated record.